AUGGCGGUCGAUCAAGAGCACGAUGUGCCUUCCACCCACAGCACUAUAAUCAAUACCCCGCCGUCCGAUGUCUCCAUAAGCGAUCAUAUUCACGACAUUGAAAAGGGCAAAGUAGAGGAUAAGAAUGAGGUGGCACAGGACGUGAGCGCAAAAGGCAUCCCAGAGAAAUCCGAUGCGCCUCCUGCAGGACCUCCUGGUCCAGGUCCACCUCCCGAUGGAGGACUACAAGCUUGGAUGACAGUGUUGGGAGGGUUCUGUGGCCUAUUCGUUAGUUUUGGAUGGAUCAACUGCAUCGGUGUUUUCCAAACAUACUAUGAAAGCAACCAGCUUAGCGGCAUGUCACCCAGCACAGUAGCCUGGAUCACCUCCCUGGAGACAUUCGUAAUGUUCUUUGCUGGCCCGAUUUUCGGUCUACUCUUCGAUAACUUUGGUCCAAGAUGGAUCUUGCUCGGCGGCACCUUUCUCCACGUCUUCGGCCUCAUGAUGACCUCGCUUUCAACCGAAUACUACCAGUUUAUCCUCGCACAGGGUAUCUGCAGCCCACUAGGCGCAAGUGCUAUUUUCAACGCUUGCGUGAACUCCGUCAGCACAUGGUUCGGGAAACGGCGCGCAUUUGCGCUGGGAGUCAUGGCUUCAGGAUCGAGUUUGGGCGGAGUGAUCUUCCCUAUUAUGGUGACGCAUCUGAUUCCCGAGGUCGAUUUCCCCUGGGCCAUGAGAAUCUGUGCAUUCCUCAUUCUGUUCAUGUUGGGUAUUGCCAACUUGACGUUGAAAUCAAGAUUGCCGCAUCACAGAAAACCGGUCAAUCUUAUGGUCUUUGUGCACCCGCUCAAGGAUAUCAAAUUUGUCAUGACCGUUGCUGGUAGCUUCUGUUUCUUCUGGGGCAUGUUCUUGCCGUUCACUUUUGUCAUCACUCAAGCUGAGCGGUAUGGAAUGUCAUCCAACAUGUCGCAGUACCUUAUUCCGAUCUUGAAUGCGUUCAGUAUCUUCGGUCGUACCGUUCCAGGAUAUCUGGCAGAUCGCCUGGGCCGAUUCAACGUGAUGAUCGUCUUCAGUUACCUAUCUGGUAUUCUGGUCUUGGCCUUAUGGCUUCCGUCUCGCGGGAAUGCACCUGCAAUUGUUUUCAGCGCCCUGUAUGGCUUCAGCUCCGGUGCAUUUGUGUCACUUGCCCCAGCACUCAUUGCCCAGAUCUCGGAUUUGCGAGAGGUCGGAGUACGCAACGGUACUUGCUUCUCGAUCAUUUCGUUCGCGGCUCUUACCGGUACACCUAUCGGCGGUGCAUUGGUUCCGGAUGUACUGACCGGCUCCUACACGAAGCUGCAAAUAUUCGCUGGUGUAGUCAUGUUAGCUGGCGCAACGUUGUUUGUGGUUGCCAGGAUCAUCGUUGGCGGGACCAAGCUGAAUAAGGUGUAA
Penicillium pulvis is the source of this 1410-nucleotide messenger RNA. Its product is annotated as MCT family MFS transporter. Gene Ontology annotation, cellular component: fungal-type vacuole membrane. Gene Ontology annotation, biological process: transmembrane transport. Gene Ontology annotation, molecular function: transmembrane transporter activity. Bases 1 to 1410 code for a protein of 469 amino acids. The record is from RefSeq and is a predicted model, not a curated record. The transcript is spliced from 4 exons. Lineage: Eukaryota; Fungi; Ascomycota; Eurotiomycetes; Eurotiales; Aspergillaceae.